Molecule: messenger RNA, 814 nt
Organism: Dioscorea cayenensis subsp. rotundata (Guinea yam)
Lineage: Eukaryota; Viridiplantae; Streptophyta; Magnoliopsida; Dioscoreales; Dioscoreaceae
Product: FCS-Like Zinc finger 2-like
Exons: 1
Coding region: 84-614 (176 amino acids)
Source: RefSeq, a predicted model, not a curated record
CUAGUUCUCCUUCUAUAUACACCAAUGCACUUUCACCAAUCAUCAAACAAACAAAACCAAAAACCAAAAACCAAAAACCAACAAUGAACUACUCCUCCUCCAUCUCCACCCUUUCCUCCUCUACCUCUUCUUUCUCUGACCUUGAACCUUCUCUUUCUCAAACCCUAACUUCAUCCCAUUCAUCAUCAACAUCAUCAAAGAAGAAGAACAUGGUACUUAAAGGUGGUGUAAUUAGUGCAGGAGCUCCAUCACCAAGAUCAGUGUUUUGCUAUGAUUCUUUGUCUGAUGAUGAACCACGUCACUUCCUUGACUCUUGUUUUCUCUGCAACAAAGUUCUUUCCGGUCACAAAGAUAUCUUCAUGUAUGAAGGUGAUAAACCUUUUUGCAGUGAGGAUUGCAGGCAAAAGCAAAUGGAUUUUGAUGAGAAGAAAGAGCAAGAAGAGAAGAUGAAGUUGAAGAUGAAGAGCUUUUAUUCUUCUUCUUCUUCUUCUUCUUCUUCUUCUUCUUCUUCUUCAUCUAUUAAGAGUUUUCAGAGAUCUUCUUUGAUUGUUAAUGAUCAGGAGAGUACUGCUACUGCUACUACUGCUACUACAAAUGAAAGCUUUUGGACAUGAUAUAAUUUAUUUGCUGUUUUUGUUUUAAGUUUUUAAUUGUGAUCGGUGGUAUAUUCUUUAUAUAUAUAUAUAUAAAAAGAUGGUUUAUCUAAUAUAUCAGUUAUAUAUUUCUGUAUGUAUUCUGCUUGAAAUUUCAGUGAUCUUAAUUUGGUCUUGUGUUUUGAUUGAAGGGAAAAAAAAAUACAUUGAAAGAUGAUAGA